Messenger RNA from Leguminivora glycinivorella, 882 nucleotides. Its product is annotated as elongation of very long chain fatty acids protein AAEL008004-like. Lineage: Eukaryota; Metazoa; Arthropoda; Insecta; Lepidoptera; Tortricidae. The record is from RefSeq and is a predicted model, not a curated record. Gene Ontology annotation, cellular component: endoplasmic reticulum membrane. Bases 53 to 865 code for a protein of 270 amino acids. The transcript is spliced from 7 exons. Gene Ontology annotation, biological process: very long-chain fatty acid biosynthetic process; fatty acid elongation, saturated fatty acid; fatty acid elongation, monounsaturated fatty acid. Gene Ontology annotation, molecular function: fatty acid elongase activity.
UUCAAUCUUGCUGAUUAUCCGUUUUGAGGAGGACGUCGCAGGGGCCAGCAAAAUGGGGACCCUCAUAAACAACAUCACGCAGUUCUACCACUAUGUCAACGAGGAUCUUGCUGAUCCCCGGACAAACUCAUUCUUCCUAGUCUCCAGCCCGUUCCCGAUCCUGAUCAUCAUGUACCUGUACCACCAGUUCGUGCGCAAGUGGGGCCCCGCCAUGAUGGAGAGCCGGCCGCCCUUCGAGCUCAAGAAACUUAUCACGCUGUAUAAUGUUAUACAGAUUUAUCUGUCCGGGUACAUCUCUAUACGGUGUCUCUUACUUCUCUACUUGCCGGGCCACUACAGCGUCUGGUGUCAGAAGAUGAUCACAGAUGAGUCACCGCUCGAGAAGAUCGUCAUCCACCAUGUCUAUAUGUACUACGUCAUCAAAGUCAUUGACCUACUGGACACGGUAUUCUUCAUACUGCGGAAAAAGUUUAACCAAGUGUCGUUCCUGCACGUAUACCACCACCUCGGCAUGUGCUUGCUCGGGUUCGUCGGCAACAAAUAUGUGCCAGGCGGUCACGGCGUGAUGCUGGGUUUCAUCAACUCGGUCGUGCACACAGUCAUGUACACGUACUACCUCAUCUCCGUGGUGCGGCCCCAGUGGGUGAGGCGCUGGUGGAAGAAGUACAUCACUCAGCUGCAAAUUCUGCAGUUCGCCUUACUAAUCUUCCACUUCGGGCACGUGCUGUUCGAGCCAUCGUGCGAAUACCCCAAAUGGGUCUCCCUAGUGUUCCUCCCGCACAACAUCUUUAUACUCUUCCUCUUCCUCGAUUUCUACUUUAAGGAAUACGUUUAUAAGAAAAAGACUAGCAAUAAGACUUCGUAGGUAAUAAAUUAUUUAUU